AUGCCACAGCGCGAGCAAGUCCCUACGAAAUGGACCACUACCAGUAAGCACGAAGCUCACGUCUCGCUGGAAGCAGGGUACACACAUGGCUGGGCUCACUUCACAUUCGAGGCCGUACGAGAAGGGAUUUUCAGGACACAAUUCUGGUCGUCUAAGCACCCACUACCACCAUACCCCAAUGUCGAACAUCUCUCGUCGUCAGUUGAGCCAGAGUUCGAUGCGGUUGACAACUGUACCAAGAUCACCGUCAAAGAUGUCGAAGCCACAAUUAACUUCGCGGGCGCACCCGUGGUCUCACUGCGAUUCAAGGACCAAGCCAAUUCUAUACACGCCGACGUUCCGGACAGGUCCUAUGUAAUUGACGGCGAGGGAUGUGCGCAUUACAUGGUACAUGAUCGGAAGGCGCUGCACGUGGGUCUGGGAGAGAAGGCGGCACCCAUGGAUCUAACAGCUCGACCUUUCAUCCUGUCUGCAACCGACUGUUUCGGCUAUGAUGCGCAUAGAACGGAUCCCAUGUACAAGCAUAUCCCACUGCUGAUCAAAGCUACGCCACAAGGGGUGGUCGGCGUGUUCUCGACAUCUCAUGCACGAGGCUUUUGGUCUGUCGGCUCCGAGAUCGACGGUCUGUGGGGCCACUUCAAGGUGUACCGUCAGGACUACGGUGGCUUGGCAGAGUACUUGCUGAUCGGUCGGACACUUCGAGACGUGAUGCGACUCUACGGUCAAGUCGUUGGCUUCCCGCUGCUCUCGCCACGAUGGGCUUUCGGCUACAUCUCGGGAGGUUACAAGUACUGCGCUAAAGAUGACCCGCCAUCACACGUUGUGCUCGAUGAGUUUGCACGGAAGCUUGUGGAACACGACAUACCAUGUUCAGCGCAUCAGAUGUCGUCAGGCUACUCGAUAGCUGACACCGAGCCAAAAGUGCGUAACGUGUUCACGUGGAACAAGCAUCGCUUUCCUGAUCCUGAAGGGUUCUUGUCGCGUUUUCACAAGCAAGGUAUUCGACUGCUCACGAACAUCAAGCCAUUCAUCUUGUCAUCACAUCCCGACUUCGAGUACCUGAAGUCCAAGAAUGCUCUUUUCAGCGACCCAUCGACAGGCAAGAUGGGUACCAUGAAAUUAUGGUCGGCGGGUGGAGGUGAAUCAGGCCUCGGCGGUCACAUUGACUUCACGAACAAAGCCGCCUUUGAUUGGUGGGUGAAAGGCGUGGCUAAUCUCAAGCGACAAGGGGUCGAUAGUAUGUGGAACGACAACAACGAGUACACACUGCCAGACGACGACUGGACCAUGAGCCUGGACAACCUCGAGCAUUUGCCCAGCCACGCCACCUCUGAGCCCAAGCCCAGCAAUCACAUCGGUCUCUACGGCCGCGCCCUCCACUGCGAGCUCAUGGCCAAAGCCUCCGCCCUCGGUCUCCAAUCGGUCGCUCCCAACGAACGUCCCUUCGUCCUCACCCGCAGCGGCACUCCCGGCACUUUCCGCUACGCAGCCUCGUCCUGGUCCGGCGACAACAUGACCUCCUGGGCCGCGAUGCGCGCUUCGGUCGCCAUUUCCCUGAAUGCCGGCCUUUCCGGCAUGCACAACUUCGGUCACGACAUCGGCGGCUUCGAAGGCCCGCAGCCCUCACCGGAAUUGUUGCUGCGGUGGAUCCAGCUUGGCAUCCACCAGCCGCGAUUUGCAAUCAACUGCUUCAAGACCAGCCCGCAGGACAAUCAGGCAGGCGAGGUCAUCGAGCCAUGGAUGUAUCCAGACAUCCUGCCUCAGGUGCGGGCGGCGAUCCAGCGGCGGUAUGAGCUUAUACCGUACCUCUAUUCGCUCAGCCUGGAGGGCCACCUGACUGGUGCACCAUCUGUCCGGUGGGUCGGCUGGGAUCACGAGGGUGACCCGGAGGUGUGGGCUAGCCAGAUCCUCAAGAAUGGCGAGGAGCAGUUCUGGCUGGGAGACACCUUGCUGGUCGGUUGUGCAACUGCACCAGGUCAGCAAGAAGCACGGAUGUACCUGCCACGCCGUACUGAUAGCCCAUUUGAUUAUGGGUAUAUCAACACUAAAUCUCCACCUGGCCCACAGCAGUACUUUGCGUCAGGUCAGUGGGUGACGAUCCCAGUGGGACCGUGGCGCACAACCUCCAUACCCGUGCUCGCCCGUGUCGGAGGCGCGGUAAUCACGGGCAUUAAUGUCCCGACUAGAACCCCGGGCGAGCCGCGCACUGCAAUGGCGUACUGCGAGGACCUGGCCGAGGACGAUGAGAGGGCCGUGGAAAUAUUUCCACCGAAGUCUUCCAGUCAUGGGCGAGUGUUCAAGAACGUCUUCUACGACGAUGACGGCUAUGGGCAUGGGGAAGCGCAUAAGAUCGGUAGAUUUGAGCUGUGCUAUGGCGCUGGACAUGAAAGUGUGACAGUUGGCCUGCAUAUACUGGAGAACAGGGAAGUCAUCGAGCGACUCCCGUGGUGGCGUAAGGGCACGCUUCGUGUGAUCAUGCCGCAGGGCGAUGAUAGGGUUUUGGUCGCCGAGGACGGCAGUCCGCUGGCAGACGAAGGCGCUGGCACGGAUGGAAGACGACGGUGGACGAUGACUCUGUCCUCCAACACGCGAUCACAGAGCCAGCCGCACGACGUACCGCCGAAGUCGAAUGGGACUUCGAACGGCGUACAAUGA
This is a messenger RNA of Cyphellophora attinorum, 2655 nucleotides long. RefSeq names its product Alpha-glucosidase 2. Gene Ontology annotation, biological process: carbohydrate metabolic process. Lineage: Eukaryota; Fungi; Ascomycota; Eurotiomycetes; Chaetothyriales; Cyphellophoraceae. The transcript has a single exon. Gene Ontology annotation, molecular function: carbohydrate binding; hydrolase activity, hydrolyzing O-glycosyl compounds. The record is from RefSeq and is a predicted model, not a curated record. The coding region runs from base 1 to 2655 and encodes 884 amino acids.